This is a messenger RNA of Spea bombifrons (plains spadefoot toad), 1416 nucleotides long. It is a transcript of the gene FANK1, whose product is annotated as fibronectin type III and ankyrin repeat domains 1. Gene Ontology annotation, cellular component: nucleus. The record is from RefSeq and is a predicted model, not a curated record. Bases 96 to 1112 code for a protein of 338 amino acids. Gene Ontology annotation, molecular function: protein binding. The transcript is spliced from 11 exons. Gene Ontology annotation, biological process: regulation of apoptotic process. Lineage: Eukaryota; Metazoa; Chordata; Amphibia; Anura; Pelobatidae.
CAACCAAGAGAACACAUCGCUUGUGCUAAGCGCAAGAACCCAAACAAAGUGGGAGCUAAAGCUGCAGAGAAAGCGGUGUCAGGGCGUAGGAUAACAUGGGUGCCCCAGGUCAAGGCGUUAUUCUGAAACCAGAUCCACCCGUUGUGGGGAAAGUGACUCAUCAUAGCAUAGAGCUGUACUGGGACAUUCACCAAGCUCUCCAGCGCAAAGGUCCGUCCAGCCAAUGGCUCAAGUUCUCCAUUGAAGAAGAAGAUGUGAAAACUCGUGCUUACGGCACUAUUUAUUCGGGCUAUUCCCGUCAGCACGUUGUUGAAGGCCUGGAGCCCAGUACCCAGUACCGCUUUAGGCUGAAGGUUACGGGUUGUAAUGGUGAAUAUGAAUACAGCCCUAUAGUUGCAGUAUCAACCACAAGAGAGCCAAUGAGUGGAGAACAUCUUCACCGAGCGGUAACCAUGAAUGAUGAACCCAAAGUCACCAGCAUACUUCAAACGGGGCAUGUCAAGGCGGACACCCCAGACAAAUUCGGUUUAAGUCCCCUAAUGGUAGCUGCACAGAAAGGAUACCUAAGACUUGUCGAGAUACUGAUAGAUCAUGGAGCAGAUGUAAAACAGCAGGAUGGAAGCGGGAAGAACUGUCUCAUGUUGGCGUGUUUCUCUGGGCACCUGGAUGUUGUACAGUACCUACGAAAACAAGGCGCGUCUUGGGAAAGCAGAGAUAAAGGAGGGUGCACGGCCAUGCACUGGGCAGCCGACGGAGGUCAUUUGAAAGUAAUUCAGUGGAUGAUUACUGAUGGCUGUGAGGUUGAUGUCAAAGAUAAUUGUUCGGAAUGGACUCCGCUGAUGAGAGUUUCCGCCAUCACCGGAGACCCCGAUGUUGCGCAAUGCUUAAUAAAAGCUGGGGCAAACGUCAACGCAAAGGAUAGCGAUGGGAAGACACCUUUGAUGAUUGCAACAUUAAAUAGUCAUGAACGCUUGGUCCGCUUACUAACAGAAAAAGGAGCAGAUUGCAGCAUCAAAAAUCAGUAUGGAAUAAGCAUAAUGGACAUGGCCAAAGCUUUCAAUCGACAGAAUGUAGUGUCUAUUUUAGAGGAAAUGAAGAACAAGCAUUCGUAGGAGUCUUCCGUGGAUCUGUCUCCAUGUUUGGACCACAGUGCAAGCCGCGUCCCUGCGCUCUCUUUUCCAUACAUUAUGUCUUCAUUGUUUUACUGAGUAGAAUCAGUAGAUAUACUCUUAAACAUAUCUCAGUCAUAACAGGCUACUGUUACAUAUUUAAACCUUCAACCUUUUUUAAGUGCCCAUAUUUAUUGAUCCAGAAUCCGAGGACAAAUAUACUUCAGUUUGCCUUGAAGAGAAAAAACUCUUGACAUCAAAGUCAAAUAGAGAUUUUUUUUCCAUGAUCAUUUUCUAGUUAGAAUCG